AUGUUUUCAGAUAUUUCAAAUUAAAUUUCUUUCUAAGAGGUUGUAACUUUAAUAAUAAAAAGUUAGUUGCAAUGAAUGCAAAGGCAAUGAACUAAUUUCCUUAUCACUAAUUUAUUUACUCAAUUGCCUGAACUUAGACCUCUACUUACGAAAGUUUGAUAAAGUGUUGAUGUGAUCCAACUGUUCUUUGCUACAAAUGUGUCAACGUAAUUACUAAGAUGUGCUCUCAAAAUUUAACGCGCGUGCUUUUUACAAAGCAAUCGAAUUUGAAAUGGUGUAUUAGUAUAUUAAACAAUCGUGCAUAUAGUGAUAACUCUGUGAAACCAAAGAAAACUCCUUUAUACGAUCUGCACGAAAAAUAUGGAGGGAAAGUGGUUGAUUUUGCUGGUUUUCUGCUACCGGUGCAAUACUCGGAUAUGAGUGUUUCAACCUCACACUUAUUUACCAGAAGCAGUGCAUCUAUUUUCGAUGUAUCACAUAUGUUACAAACGAAUGUUUACGGCAAAGAUUGCGUUUCUUGGUUCGAGUCGAUUUGUCCUGUAGAUUUAAAAGGUAUGGUCAAUGGAAGUAGUUCUUUGACUGUAUUCCUGAAUAACAAUGGAGGAAUCAUCGACGAUUUGAUCGUCACUAAAGUAAAAGAAGAUCAACUAUACAUUGUAUCAAAUGCUGGACGAAUGGAAGUCGAUAAACAACACAUGCAAGAGACUUCGGAAGCAUUUAAAAAGUCUGGUAAAGAUUUGUUAGUGGAUUUCUUAGAUGUUAGUCAAAGAGCUCUUAUUGCGCUACAAGGUCCUAAAGCAGUGGCAGCAUUACAAUCAUUAACAAACAUACCACUUGCUGAUUUAUUAUUUAUGACGUCUACUAUCGGAGACGUUGCUGGAAUCAAAUGUCGCGUGACUCGCUGCGGGUAUACUGGUGAAGAUGGAGUGGAAAUAUCCAUACCAGCAGACAAAGCGACCACAGUAACGGAAGCUUUAUUACAAAACCGCGAUGUAAAACUAGCAGGCUUGGGUGCUCGAGAUUCCCUACGACUUGAAGCCGGUUUAUGCUUAUAUGGGAAUGAUAUUGACGAGACAAUCACACCAGUGGAAGCGAAUCUGACCUGGCUUGUAGCUAAAAGACGUCGAGGUGAGGCCAAUUUCCCUGGAGCUAGUGUUAUUAUGAGACAAAUAAAAGAAGGAGUGGAUAAAAGACGUGUAGGUAUAAGGAUAGAAAAAGGUGCACCAGCAAGAAAAGAUGCGGUUCUCAAAAAUAAGGAAGGGAAAGACAUUGGGAAAGUGACUAGUGGAUGUCCUAGUCCGUCACUAGGGGGUAAUGUUGCUAUGGGGUAUGUUGCCGAACAAUUCAAGAAAUCUAAUACUGAAUUAUUAGUCAACAUACGCGGUAAAGAUGUACCCUGCGUGGUAGCUAAAAUGCCGUUUGUACCUUCUAAGUAUUAUGUGAAGAAAUAAAAAAAUCAUUAAAAUA
Papilio polytes (common Mormon) is the source of this 1467-nucleotide messenger RNA. Its product is annotated as aminomethyltransferase, mitochondrial. The transcript has a single exon. Gene Ontology annotation, molecular function: aminomethyltransferase activity; protein binding. NCBI's taxonomy places the organism in Eukaryota, Metazoa, Arthropoda, Insecta, Lepidoptera, Papilionidae. The record is from RefSeq and is a predicted model, not a curated record. Gene Ontology annotation, biological process: glycine catabolic process. The coding region runs from base 219 to 1451 and encodes 410 amino acids. Gene Ontology annotation, cellular component: mitochondrion.